CACCGUUCAUCAACGUCGACAGAGAGCGAAGCAGGAGCGUAGGCGCCCAAUGUCCGACAAAGGUGGCAGAGAUAUCCGUGAAAGCAUCCCUGGCCGCGAUCUCGCACCCGAUGGACGGGUCUGACCCUAGGACACGGAGGGUCGAGGCAGGACAAGAUGAGCUCAAGGUCUAGCAGAUGCGGGAAAAGGGAUCGAGGAAAAGUUCUAUAUUUGUUUGUUUGCUCAAGACGGACAUGAUGUUGGGUGUACUCGGCGCUAGAUUCGGGUCUAUUGAGAUCUAGCGUGUGUUUGUAGGAGGGCGAUCCCCCUUGUGGGUGCACGGGCAAGCUUGCCAAGCGCACUCGUUAUUGUCAAGGUCUUGUGCCAACCGUGUCUCAGAAGUCUCUGACGACAAGCACCCGCUGCCCUACACGUGAUUUUCUGUAUAUAAAACACAACCUGGUAGGCUGUAGACUGGUAUUUAGUAGUAGUAUAUAUAUAGCAGUAUUAUAGUAGCAGUAAUAGUAGAGUAGGAGAAGUAGUAGUAGUAAAUAGUGGUCGUGGUCCCUUUUCAAGUACCGUUGACUCGUUUAUCGCAAACACAGCAGUGUUAAGGUGUGGGGGGCGCCUUCAGACAGUUAGUGUGAUUUACACAGAGAGGGAGAGUGGUGUUCAUUGUUGGCUAGAGAGGGCGAAGGGGUGGUGUUCAUCAUCAUC
Molecule: messenger RNA, 696 nt
Organism: Ectocarpus sp. CCAP 1310/34
Lineage: Eukaryota; Phaeophyceae; Ectocarpales; Ectocarpaceae
Source: the annotation of a GenBank genome assembly